GCCAGCAGCUUCCCGAGUCCUUGGGGAAGCACGCGCACCAUCCACUUAGUGCUGGAGCCUGGCUGUUCUCCGGGCACUCCUACCCCGUCUUCCUGGCGGGGCUUAGAUGCUCCUGCCUCUUCCACCAGCUCCUCCUGCCCUGCAUGCUCCAGGGAGGAUGGAGGCUUCCAGGCACCCCCAGGCCAGGAGAUGCUGCCCAGAGGCCCUGGGAAAGCUCUUCCCUGGCCUCUGCUUCCUCUGCUUUCUGGUGACCUACGCCCUGGUGGGUGCUGUGCUCUUCUCUGCCAUUGAGGACGGCCAGGUCCUGCUGGCAGCAGAUGAUGGAGAGUUUGAGGAGUUCUUGGAAGAGCUCUGCAGAAUCUUGAACUGCAGUGAAACAGUGGUGGAAGACAGGAAACAGGACCUUCAGGGGCAUCUGCAGAAGGUGAAGCCUCAGUGGUUUAACAGGACCACAGACUGGUCCUUCCUAAGCUCACUCUUUUUCUGCUGCACCGUGUUCAGCACUGUGGGGUAUGGCUACAUCUACCCCGUCACCAGGCUUGGCAAGUACUUGUGCAUGCUCUACGCUCUCUUUGGUAUCCCCCUGAUGUUCCUCGUGCUCACAGACACAGGCGACAUCCUGGCAACCAUCUUAUCCACAUCUUACAAUCGGCUCCAAAAAUCCCCUUUCUUUACGCGCCCUCUCUCCAAGUGGUGCCCCCAGUCUCUCUUCAAGAAAAAAACAGACCUCAAGCCCACAGAUGAAGCCGUCCCUCAGAUCAUCAUCAAUGCUGAAGAGCUUCCAGGCCCCAAACCUGGCACAUGUCCUUCACGCCCAAGCUGCAGCAUGGAGCUCUUUGAGAGACUUCGUGCGCAAGAGAAACAGAACACACUGCAACUGCCCCCACAGACCAUGGAGAGGAGUAGCUCAUGUCCCGAAUUGGUGCUAGGGAGACUCUCGUACUCCAUCAUCAGCAACCUGGAUGAAGUCGGACAGCAAGUGGAGAAGUUGGACAUCCCCCUCCCCAUUGUUGUCCUGAUUGUUUUUGCCUACAUUUCCUGUGCAGCUGCCAUCCUUCCCUUCUGGGAGACAGAGUUGGAUUUUGAGAAUGCCUUCUAUUUCUGCUUUGUCACGCUGACCACCAUUGGGUUUGGGGAUACUGUUUUAGAACACCCUAAUUUCUUCCUGUUCUUCUCCAUUUAUAUCAUCGUUGGAAUGGAGAUUGUGUUCAUUGCUUUCAAGUUGGUGCAAAACAGGCUGAUUGACAUCUACAAAAAUGUUAUGCUAUUCUUUGUAAAAGGGAAGUUUUACUGCCUGGUUAAAAAGUGAAGGUUUCAUUAUCUCUCAAGUGACGGACACUGGCUGAGCUGGUUUUCUUAUGUUGUCUUUCAGGGUCAUGUGAUUAAAUCAGUGGCACUGCAGCCUGUCACCUGAGACCUUGAGUCUUGGAGACAAAUCCCUUAUGAAAGCUGAGUUCAGUCUUGAGGGCCUGCAGAAAUUUGGCCAGUGCCCUUUGUAUCAGGACAUUAGGGGAAAAAAAACUAUUACCAUUCUCCAAAGUCCAGUGAAUUUAUCUGUCCUCUUUUUUUUAAAGGCAUCACCUCAUGUAGAUGAAGCAACCUUAUGGAUGUCACUGCUUUUCUUAAAAUAUGAGAAAAAACACCUUUAUUCUUGGAAGUUGUACUUUUAGUUAAAUUAAAAUUUUCCUGAACUGUUCUUUUUUACCUGAAAAAGAACUAGUGUGAACAACCUCUUUUCUUGAAUGACUACCUGAGUGCAUAUAAGAUCAGUCCAAUCCCAGCCCCUGUCGAAUACAUAGAUGCUGGAUGGCACCAAAAUGGCGAAGUAGAAGCAAUUGGGCUUCACUGUCCCUUAUAGAAAACCAAAAACAACUAUCUAGUGCCAAGAUAAUAACCACUGAUAUCACAGAACUCAAAACUGAGGGUUUGACAAACCCUGGGGCCACAGAAAAGUGAAAAACAGUGAGUGGAAGGUAGGUAAAAUGGACUUCUCUGUGACACCCCUUCCCUGAACUGUAAGUCACCAUGUGGAAAUGUUCCCUGGACUCAUGAUUUCAACACUAGAAAAAAGGAAGAUCAAGGCAGCCAGCCGGCUUCCUCAUCAUCUUGAGUACCUAUUCAGGAAAGCUUUCCUGCCUCAAUCCACAGAAAGAAUCAUGAAUACUUGUAGGGCAAGGGACCCCUGAAAGCUUCUGGAGUCCUGUCGACAUUGGAGGUGGGGCUGGCAGCCCAGUGAGUGAAACUCUGGGGCUGCUCUUCAUCUCAGACAAACAAGACGCUAAAUAAGAGAGGUAGUUCAGCAGCACCACAUUUUAAGAGGCACUCACCAGAGCCCCUCUGGGCAAGAAGCCCUAGCCAGACCCUCAAAACACAGCUGGAGAAUCCCCAUUGGUGCCCUUUAUCUGUGACAAGGCAGAGCUUUGAACUUUCACAAGAGUCAUGACAAACAUGGACUUAGGGUACUAUUUAGUGCUGAAAAGGAGGCAGUGAUCUAGGGCUAAAGGAACCAAUAGGCAAAGUGCACAGAACAUCUAAACAUACAUAUCCUAAAGAGACCAAACUAACCCAGGCAGCAAAGACUGGAAUAAAUAACCAUUCAAAGUGAAGACAUACAUGUACGUCCAUAAGAAACUGCUACACCAGGAACCAUGACUUCUUCAAAUGGGCAAAGCAAAGAGCCAGUGAGUGAUUGGCCCAAACAAGAUGGUAAUCUGUGAGCUCUCAGAUCAGGAAUUCAAAAUAGCAGUCUUAAGAAAACACAACAAAUGCCUAGGUAACACAGAAAACCAAUUCAGAAACCUAUCAGAGAAAUUUAACAAAGAGAUUAAAAUAAUUUUAAAAUAUCAAACAGAAGUCUUGGAACUGAAAAGGACAUUAGCUGAACUAAAAAACACAUCACAAGGUCUCAACAACAGAACAGAUCAAGCAGAGGAAAGAAUUAAUGAAAUCGAAGACAAGCUAUUUGAAAAUAUACAUUUGAAGGAGAAAAAAGAAAACAAUGAAAAGGAAUAAAGAAUGCCUACAAAAUCUAGAAAAUAACCUCAGAGGAGCAAAUCUAGGAGUAAUGGUUUUCAAGAGGGAACUGAGAAAGAACAAGGCGGCAGAAGGCUUAUUCAAAGAAAUAAUAGCAGUAACCUUUCCAAGCCUAGAGAAAGAUAUAAAUAUGCCAGGUACAGGAAGGUCAAAAAUCACCAAACAGAUUUAACCCAAAUAAAAUGGCCCCAAAGCACAGAAUAAUCAGAUUCACAAAGGUCAAGGACAAAGAGAAGAUGCUAAAAGCAGCAAGAGAAAAUAAGCAAACAACAGGUAAAGAAGCUCUGAUUCAUCUGGCAACAGACUUCUCAGCAGAAAGCAUAUAGACCUGGAGAGGGUAGGAUGACAUAUUCAAAGUGCUGAAGGUAAAAAGACCUGUCAACUGAGAAUACUGUACCCAGCAAAGCUAUCAUUCAAACAUGAGCUGAGGGAAUUCAUCAUCACCAGUACUGUCUUACAGAAUUGCUAAAGGGAGUUGUUUAAUCUGGAAGAAGAAAAGAAAAUUAUUGUGCAACAAAGACAUCAUCUGAUAGUACAAAACUCACUGGUAAAAGUAAGUACACAGACACAUUCAGAAUACUCUUUUACUGUAAUUGUGGUGUGUAAACCACUCAUUUCUCUAGUAUGAAGACUAAAAGACAAAUUAUCAAUAAUAAUAACCAGAACAAUUUGUUAAGAGAUAGGCAAUAUAAAAAUGUAAAUUAAGACAAUAAAAAGUCAGAAUAUAGGGGAAUGGAGUUAAAGUAUAGGGUUUUUUAGUUUUUUUCUUUUCUUUGUGACCAAAGUUGUCAUCUAUUCAAAUAACUUGUUAACUAUGUUUUUUGUAAACCUCACAGUAAUCACAAAGCAAUCACAAAACCUAACAUAGAUACACUAAAAAUAAGAAGCAGAGAAUUGAAACCUACUACCAGGGAAAAUCACUUAAAAUAUACUGACGUCACAGAGUGGAAUUGACACCUGUGUUCACAGGGGUCUGAGAUAUUUCCAGUGACCAGAUUCUGUUUCUAAUUGGUGUGUUAAUGGUGCCUCUGGAAUGAGUUGGCCUCUGAAAACAUCGAUGCCUAAAUGAAAGCAUUAGUACAUGGGAACGCUGGCACUUGUUAGGUAGACAUACUCCUAGGCUGUUCAUGGAUGGGUUAGCAUGUGAAUGGGCUGGUCUGUGUAGCAGAUGCUACAGGUGCCCUAUCCAUAUGUCUUGGCACUACAACUCCCUUUGCUUGAGAAUUUUCUCUGGCCAUGAAAGCAUGGGAAUGUGCAGGGCUAGCUAAAAGUGCCAAGGAGUUAAUCCUUUUGGGAGCAUCCCUCAAUCAAUGACUGAUGGGAGCUGGUAGAUAUAUGGUGCCCAGCUCCCUUCCCCUUCCCAUGGAAUAACUCCUUGGGAUGUUUAAUACUGAUACUGUCUCCCUAAAUUCCCCAGAGGACUUGAGCCCCAGUUGCUUAUCUGUACACCCUGUAUUGACCCCCUUCAUCUCCCUGUCUCACUUCUUCACUGCUCUACUUGGGCUUCCUGAGAUCACCUCCAAAAGAACCACUCACUCAAAUCCUGUUUCAGGGUCACUCCUGGGGACCCCAGCCUGGGAGAGGAUGUAAACAAGUCAGUAUAUGACCUGGUUGGCACACGCAUGGAAUAGCACAAAUCUUUUUUUUAAUGAUUUUUUAAUUGCAUUUUAGGUUUUGGGGUACAUGUAAAGAACAUAUAAGAUUGUUGUAUAGGUACACACAUGGCAAUGUGGUUUGCUGCCUUCCUCCCCAUCACCUGUAUCUGGCAUUUCUCCCCAUGUUAUCCCUCCCCAACUCCCCACCCGCUGCUGUCCCUCCCCCAUUCCCCCCCAAAGACCCCUGAGUGUGUGAUGCUCCCCUCCCUGUGUCCACGUGUUCUCAUUGUUCAACUCCUACCUAUGAGUGAGAAUAUGCAGUGUUUGGUUUUCUGUUCUUGUGUCAGUUUGCUGAGAAUGAUGGUUUCCAGGUUCAUCCAUGUCCCUACAAAGGACACAAACUCAUCGUUUUUGAUGGCUGCAUAGUAUUCCAUGGUGUAUAUGUGCCACAUUUUCUCUGUCAGUCUAUCAUUGAUGGGCAUUUGGGUUUGUUCCAAGUCUUUGUUAUUGUAAACAGUGCUGCAAUGAACAUUCAUGUGCAUGUGUCCUUAUAAUAGAAUAAUUUAUAAUCCUGUGAAUAUAUACCUAGUAAUGGGAUUGCUGGGUCAAAUGAAAUUUUUCCUUGAGGAAGUGCCACACUGUCUUCCACAAUGGUUGAACUAAUUUACACUCCCACCAACAGUGUAGAAGUAUUCCUGUUUCUCUACAUCCUCUCCAGCAUCUGUUGUCUCCAGAUUUUUUAGUGAUCACCAUUCUAACUGGCGUGAGAUGGUAUCUCAAUGUGGUUUUGAUUUGCCUUUCUCUAAUGACCAGUGAUGUUGAGCAUUUUUUCAUAUGUUUGUUGGCCUCAUGAAUGUCUUCUUUUGUAAUAUGUCUGUUCAUAUCCUUCACCCACUUUUGAAUGGGCUUGUUGGUUUUUUUCUUGUAAAUCUGUUUUCAUUCUUUAUAGAUUCUGGAUAUCAGCCCUUUGUCAGAUGGGUAGAUUGCAAAAAUUUUUUCCCAUUCUGUUGGUUGCCAAUUCACUCUAAUGACUGUUUCUUUUGCUGUGCAGAAGCUCUGGAGUUUUAUUAGGUCCUAUUUGUCUAUUUUGGCUUUUGUUGCCAAUGCUUUUGGUGCUUUAGUCAUGAAGUCCUUGCCUAUGCCUUUGUCCUGAAUGGUUUUGCCUAGGUUUUCUUCUAGGGUUUUUAUGGUGUUAGGUCUUAUGUUUAAGUCUUUAAUCCAUCUGGAGUUAAUUCUAGUGUAAGGUGUCAGGAAGGGGUCCAGUUUCUGCUUUCUACACAUGGCUAGCCAGUUUUCCCAACACCAUUUAUUAAACAGGGACUCCUUUUCUCAUUGCUUGUUUUUGUGAGGUUUGUCAAGGAUCAGAUGGUUGUAGAUGUGUGGCGUUGCCUCCAAGGCCUCUGUUCUGUUCCAUUGGUCUAUAUCUCUGUUUUGGUACUAGUACCAUGCUGUUUUGAUUACUGUAGCCUUGUAGUAUAGUUUGAAAUCUGGUAGUGUGAUGACUCCUGCUGUGUUCUUCUUGCUUAGAAUUGACUUGGCUAUGUGGGCUCUCUUUUGGUUCCAUAUGAAGUUUAAGGUGGUUUUUUCCAAUUCUGUGAAGAAGGUCAUUGGUAGCUUGAUGGGGAUAGCAUUGAAUCUGUAAAUUACUUUGAGCAGUAUGGCCAUUCUCACAAUAUUGAUUCUUCCUAACCAUGAGCAUGGAAUGUUUCUCCAUCUGUUUGUGUCCUCUCUUAUUUCAUUGAACAGUGGUUUGUAGUUCUCCUUGAAGAGGUCCUUUACAUUCUUUGUUAGUUGUAUUCCUAGGUAUUUUAUUCUCUUUGUAGCAAUUGUGAAUGGAAGUUCAUUCUUGAUUUGGCUCUCUUUAAGUCUGUUAUUGGUGUACGGGAAUGCUUGUGAUUUUUGUAUCCUGAGAAUUUGCUGAAGUUGCUUAUCAGUUUCAGGAGAUUUUGGGCUGAGACAAUGGUGUCUUCUAAAUAUACAAUCAUGUCAUCUGCAAAUAGAGACAAUUUGACUUCCUCUUUUCCUAAUUGAAUACCUUUUAUUUCUUUUUCUUGCCCGAUUGCUCUGGCUAGAACCUUCCAAUACUAUAUUGAAUAGGAGUGGUGAGAGAGGGCAUCCUUGUCUGGUGCCAGAUUUCAAAGGGAAUGCUUCCAGUUUUUGCCCAUUCAGUAUAAUAUUGGCUGUGGGUUUGUCAUAAAUAGCUUUUACUAUUUUGAGAUACAGUCCAUCAAUACCUAGUUUAUUGAGGGUUUUUAGCAUAAAGGGCUGUUAAAUUUUGUCAAAGGCCUUAACUGCAUCUAUUGAGAUAAUCAUGUGUUUUUUGUCUUUGGAUCUGCUUAUGUGGUGAAUUACAUUUAUAGACUUGCGUAUGUUGAACCAGCCUUGCAUCCCCGGGAUGAAUCCUACUUGAUCAUGGUGGAUAAGCUUUUUGAUGUGCUGUUGCAAUGAGUUUGCCAGUAUUUUAUUCAAGAUUUUUGCAUCUAUGUUCAACACCGAUACUGGUCUGAAAUUUUCUUUUCUUGUUGAGUCUCUGCUGGGUUUUGGUAUCAGGAUGAUGUUGGUCUCAUAAAAUGAUUUGGGAAGGAUUCCCUCUUUUUGGAUUGUUUGGAAUAGUUUCAGAAGGAAUGGUACCAGCUCCUCUUUGUAUGUCUGGUAGAAUUCAUCUGUGAACCCAUCUGGACCCAUGUUUUUUUUGGUGGUAGGCUAUUAAUUGCUGUCUCAACUUCAGCCCUUGUUAUUGGUGUAUUCAGGGUUUUGACUUCUUCCUGGUUUAGGCUUGGGAGGAUGCAGGUGUCCAGGAAUUUAUCCAUUUCUUCCAGGUUUACUAGUUUAUGUGCAUAGAGUUGUUUGUAAUAAUCUCUGAUGAUGGUUUGUAUUUCUGUGGAAUCUGUGGUGAUAUCCCCUUUAUUGUUUUUUUAUUGCAUCCAUUUGACUAUUCUCUCUUUUCUUUUUUAUUAAUCUGGCUAGUGGUCUGUCUAUUUUGUUGAUCUUUUCAAAAAACCAACUCCUGGUAUUGAUUUUUUGAAGGUUUUUUUUUUUUUUUGUCUCUAUCUCCUUCAGUUCCGCUCCGAUCUUAGUUAUUUCUUGUCUUCUGCUAGCUUUUGAGUUUUCUUGAUCUUGCUCCUCUAGCUCUUUCAAUUUUGAUGAUAGGGUGUCGAUUUUAGAUAUUUCCUUGCUUCUCAUGUGGGCAUUUAUUGCUAUAUAUUUUCCUCUAGACACUGCUUUAAAUGUGUCCCAGAGAUUCUAGUAUGUUGUGUCUUCAUUCUUGGUUUUGAAGAACAUCUUUAUUUAUGCCUUCAUUUCAUUAUUUAUCCAGUCAACAUUCAAGAGCCAGUUGCUCAGUUUCCAAGAAGCAAUGCAGUUCUGAGUUAGUUUCUGAAUUCUGAGUUCUAACUUGAUUACACUGUGGCCUGAGAGACUGUUUGCUAUGAUUUCCACUCUUUUGCAUUUGCUGAGGAGUGAUUUACUUCCAAUUAUGUGGUCAGUUUUAGAGUAGGUGUGAUGUGGUGCUGAAAAGAAUAUAUAUUCUGUGGAUUUGGGGUGGAGAGUUCUGUAAACGUCUAUCAGGUUUGCUUGGU
This is a messenger RNA of Callithrix jacchus (white-tufted-ear marmoset), 8206 nucleotides long. RefSeq names its product potassium two pore domain channel subfamily K member 18 (gene KCNK18). Gene Ontology annotation, biological process: potassium ion transmembrane transport; stabilization of membrane potential. Gene Ontology annotation, cellular component: plasma membrane. Gene Ontology annotation, molecular function: potassium ion leak channel activity; outward rectifier potassium channel activity. The record is from RefSeq and is a predicted model, not a curated record. NCBI's taxonomy places the organism in Eukaryota, Metazoa, Chordata, Mammalia, Primates, Cebidae.